Cavenderia fasciculata is the source of this 3417-nucleotide messenger RNA. RefSeq lists its product as uncharacterized. The coding region runs from base 1 to 3417 and encodes 1138 amino acids. The transcript has 10 exons. NCBI's taxonomy places the organism in Eukaryota, Evosea, Eumycetozoa, Acytosteliales, Cavenderiaceae. The record is from RefSeq and is a predicted model, not a curated record.
AUGAUGAUGAUUGCUAUUAUAGUUAAUUCAGCAUCAUGGAUUUUGAAUCAAUACGGAGUUUCAUCCAUACCAAGAGAUACUUCAAUGUGUAGUUAUACCGGUAUUACAUGCUCAACUAAUGGUCUAACUAAAAUUGAAUUAUCAAUUGAUGGGUAUACAUCAACCGGUCAAAUACCACUUUCAACAUUGACAUUCACAUUUCCAUAUUUGACUAGUCUCAUGAUCAACCGAUCAUCUAUCGAUAUUCCAGUUGCUGAUCCUACUUUAAAUUUAUUUGAUAAAUUGGUUAAUUUACCUGUACUUAAUAUCAUCAAAAUUUAUAAUGAUUCAACAUUAUCAAAUAUACCAGCUACAUUUCCAACAGGAUUAAAUGUACUGGGUACAUUGGAAUUAAAAGAUAAUGUAAAUCUUGUAUCAUUUGCAGGUGGAGAGUUUCCAAGCCACGCCAAUUUAUUUACCAUCAAUAUAAGAGGUUCACCACUUCAAAAUUUUGAUAUUUCCAGUACCAGCACUAAUCUCCCUCGAUUGAAUGCAAUGCAUUUAUCAUUUGCCGUAAACAAUCCAAAACAAUUAAACUUUCAACAAUCAUCAUUCCCAAAACUAUCCACUCUAGGAUUAUAUAAUGAUAUUGGUAGUCCUUCAAUCACUGUAAUUCAUAAUAUCUCAAUCAUUAGCGUUAUUACUCUUAUGGGAAAUAACUUUCAUUUAAAUGUAGUAAAUACAUCAAAGGUUGGUGCAUUGAAAAUGGAAGGAAGAUUAUCAACAUUUGCACCAUCAAUUGAUCAAUUUCCAUUGAUGAGAAUUUUAGAUAUUACUACAUCAAACUUGGUUACUUACCCAUUUACACAAUUUCCAAUUGAAAUAUUAUCAAUCAAUUUCCAUGAUAAUGGUUUUACAUCUUUACCAAAUCUCUCAACUCCAAAAGGUUUGGUUGCUUUAGGAUUAACAAAUAAUGAUUUACAAGGUCAGAUAAACUUUAGUUUAUUUCAAAAUACUCAAUUAAUGGCAUUGAGAAUUUCAAAUAAUCCUCAAGUUUCUGGUACAGUACCUGAAUCAUUUUGUUCAAACUAUCUAAUUGCCAAUAAUACUGGGCUGUCCCAAAUACCUGAUUGCUUCUGGUGUUAUGAUCAAGACCCUUUAAUACUAUCAAUAUCUCCUCUUCAACGUCCACAAAAUUUUAUUUGUAAUGUUGAUUAUGGAUCAAAUUAUUUAUAUUCAAAUAAUGGAAUAGUAGAGUUGCGCGGUAGGAAUUUGGGAUGGGGAUACUCUGAUACAGAAGGAACAUAUAGAGUAUCUCCAGUCACCCCGAAUAUUGAUAUGCUUAUUGAUUUUAUACCAGCUCUACAAAUUGGACCACCUAGAAAUGUCUCUGUAAGAUUUCACAGUUUUAUUGGAUUGUCUUAUCCAUUCACAGUGGUUGAAGCUGGUAUUAAUAUUGGCACAGGUUAUGCAAUGUCUCAAGCACCAAAUUAUACCAUUGUCAAUCUCUAUCCUCAAUUUUACAACUCUUAUAUUGGACACAAUAUAACACUCACCUUUUUAUCAACUGGUAUUAAAACAUCUUGCCUUAUAACUUCAAACACUACAAAUACUAUUGUUUGUCAUACCAACCAACCAGUUCCAUUUGGUUUAUAUAAUAUUACAUUAUCAAAUCAAUAUUUAAAUGGUUCUUUAUCAAAUUGUGAAUUUACUCAAUUUUAUCCAAUAGUAAUGACAGUGACAACACUAGAUCAAAUUAUAAAAUCUGGAUCUAAAUUUAGUUUGUCUGGAUAUUACUCUACAUCAACUCCAACAGUUUUAUUCAACACUGUUAACGGAAAUAGUAGUUGUCUUGUCACUUCUUUCUCUGGUAGUGAUAUUCAAUGUACUCUACAAGAGAAUAUCAAGGGUUCUCAACCUAGUAUUAUUGUUUUAAUUGACAGUUAUAGUUGGGUUUAUAUUCCCCAAAAUAUAACAACACCCUAUGAUCAAUGUGUAUUGGAAACAUUCAAUUGUCAUUAUUAUAAUAAUAAUGGUCAAUGCUCAUAUGAUGGUGUUUGUAUUUGUUCUAAACCAACAUUUUAUAAUAAUUGUUCAAUUGUUUAUCCAAUCGUAUCAUCAACAUUAAUUAAUAGAGAUGAUCAAAAACUAUUAACAUUUUAUGGUGAUUUUGGUCCAUUUAAUCAAUCAAAUGCAAUUGUAUUGCUAAAUGAUACUAUCAACUGUCAAAUAACAUAUACCUCACAACCAAUGAUUAAUUGUACACUUUCAAGUCAACCAAACCCAGGAUUAACAUCUGCAAAGAUUCAAGUUGACUCUCUUUGGGUUACUAUUAGAGAUGCACUAUUAUUCAAACCAAUGAAUAAUAAUAAUAACAGCGAUUCAUCAAGUGGUGGAGGUCCCUCUUCUCAAGAUAAAUGUAAACAAGAUACAAAUGAUUGUUAUGGUCAUGGUUAUUGUGAUGAAAAUGGAAAAUGUCAAUGUGAUCUAUAUUAUAAUCAAGAUGAUAAUUGUAGAACUAAAUUUUCAAAUUCAACGAUAACACCAAAUAUGACAUCACCAACAAUAUCAUUUGAUAUUGAUGGAAUGAAAUUUAGUUUUGAAAUGUAUUCAAUUCAAGAGGUUGGAUUUGAUAAUCAAGAUUUACCAAUUAAAGAAUUAUUUGUAUCAGAUUACAAUUGGUCUGUCAAUAUUGAGUAUAGUGAUAGUUUGAAUACUACUACUAUUGUAACCUAUCAACUCAAUAUUACUAAUGGUACCACCAACUCUACAUCACCAUUUUACCAACUCAAUGUUUCAUCGAUUGUCUCUUUCUCUAAACAACCACGUGACAUUACAUUUGGAGAUCAAGUCAUUCAUAUUAAUCCAUAUGCCAUUAAAUUAGAGGUUGGAAUUGAUGGUUGGUCAUACUCUUCCAAUUUAGCAACAUUAAAGGUACUAUUCAAAACAUCAAUAUCACAAGAUCAAACUUUUGUUUUCGAUUGUGAAGAAAAGCCAUUGGACAGUUUGCAAUAUGAUGAUUUCUCAUCAACCAUUCAAUACCUAAGAGUUGUAAAGGAUAAUAUUCAAUUCAAUGGUAGAUUUUUAGAUUAUGUCUUGUCAGAUGGUAGACCAGCCUAUUCAAAAACAGAAUUGGUAUCACUCUUUAAUACCACUACUAGUAGUGGGGAGGAAUCAAUUGCAACGAUUAGAGUUAAUCUACCACAAUGUAAAUCAUGUAUACUCGAUCCUGAUUUCUCACCAUUAUUAAUUGAAAAGGGAAAUCAAGAUUGUAAUGAUAAAUCAAAUACAUGGAGAAUCAUAGUUGGCGUUGUUGUUGGUGGAGUUGCUUUGAUUGCCAUUGCAACAACAACUACCAUUCUAUUGAAAAAGAAAUAUGCAUAUAUUCAACAACAAAAAUUAAUUCAUAUUAAAUUAAAUUCUUUGGUAAAUAAAUAA